Molecule: messenger RNA, 303 nt
Organism: Haemonchus placei
Lineage: Eukaryota; Metazoa; Nematoda; Chromadorea; Rhabditida; Trichostrongylidae
Source: the annotation of a GenBank genome assembly
AUGAGGGCCAGGUCACGCCCCCUAUGGAGGAUGAUCAUGACCAGUACGGUGUUGCCGAUUCUGUGCCUGAUGGACUGGAAUUCGCCCAAAUGUCGUCUGAAUGCACCUCCACCACGAUUUGCACCCAACUACGAUGUGAACAAAGCGCGAGCCCACGAUUUAGCACGAAAUCGUGCCAAAUCGGCUAUCAGAGGCAAUGAAGACGAUAGAAUUUCUGAUUGGAGGAGCAGCGGGACAGGUCAGAUGUUAUUUCCAUGCAUAAAGCUGGAGUGGGAGAUAAGUGAACAUUUAAUUGAUCAUUGA